UCGAUGUUCACUUUUACUCUCCAUCUCUCUUUGGUUCGAUGUGUGGAUUUGAAACACGUUUUGUCUUCAUAUCUAAUUGUUUCCAGCAGCAUCAUGUUCCUGUGAUUAAACUUUGCUGAGAGGAAGCUGCAUGCGUCUGUGCGCCGUUCCCUCUCCUCCGCGAGGACGCAGCGGGGCAGUGCGCUUGGCUGAGCAGCGUUGAAAGAAGCAAAGCGUGGAGGAGAGGAGUUGACCAGAACUCCGAACAAAAAGAUUUUGGGGGUUACUUGUCCACUCUAAAAGGUCACCUCCACAGUGCCACUUUGGUCUGGGCUGAGUGAAAGAUCAGCAAGCACCUGCAGGGCCCCAUCAGUGGCCCAAACCCCAUUACUACAGUAUGGGCAACUUUUCCAGCAAGGACGGCCAUGGACCUGCAGGGGCCCAUGGGGAUAGUUUCCACACUCCUCCUGCUUCUCCACAGAGUGAUGACCCUCCCCUCAUGCCUGGUGUCCCCCAACUUCUUAACCCUACAUCACCUCAACCUUCCCCUGCAGCCCCAGUUUCAUCUCCACCACCAGUUCCAGUCCUCACAACCAGUGGGAAGAGAGCACAGUCUGGCAUCACCACUACCACUUCCAGUCCUCCUGAUUGGAGGCCUCGUCCUCCAGUUAGCCCAAAUAGCUCCACCGUUGGCCCUGGAUUUAGCCCGCUGCACAGCAAGCCAGGAAGUACUGUGAGUAAAGGACAAGCUGCUUUUGGGAGGAAUGGGGGUCCUCCUACAUCCACCCCUCGACCUUUGGUCUCCCAGGGGAAGACUGUGGCCAACAGCCCUACAAAGAGCCCCUCUUCUCUGUGUAGUGCCUCACCUGUGGUGGGCAGCUCUACUCAGCAGAACUGGAGGGAAAGGGACAGUGGUCUGAGUCAGUCUUUACUGCCUGCUCAUGAAGCUGGGGACAGCAAGGGUGAGGAGCUGGAGAAACUGCUGGAGGAGUGUAGGACAACACUGGAUAUCAUUGCCAGUCAGGAUGAAGCCACGAAUGCAGCAGACAUACUGAAGCUUCUACUGACAGAAGUGAAGAGUUUGAGGAGUACUUUGCAGACGGAGCGUGGUGAGUGGCUGCAGUUCCAGGCAGACCUACAGGUGGCGGUGUCAGUGGCAGACCGUCUGCGAGCCGAGGCAGAGGAAGAGUUGAAUGCGCUCCGAACGGCGCACAAGGAUGUGGAGAGGGAGCUGGCUGCUUCCCAGCAGAGACAGAAGGAGGCUGAUAUGCAACUGGUCACCCUGAGAGGGGAGUUAAAGGAGAGCAGGCAGAGACUGGCGACUCUCACCCAGGCUCCGGAACCAGAGAGGCCCAACAAUGGAAAACCAACCAACAGCUGUGAAAGCAAAGAUGGGAAUCAGAGGGGCAGGGAGAGGGGGGUGCACAGGUUGGGGAGAGAAGAGAUGGAAAGCAGAAGUGAGCUGACAAAGAAUGAUGUCAGCGAUGACACCAGAACAGACUGUAAAGGUGUGACUAAGCGUUACCUGAGAAAUGUGACCAAUGAGGAGAGGAGUGGAGAAGAGGAGCGAUCCAGCGAGACCCGAAAGACGAUGACCACAGAGAGGUCAAGAAGUCUGUCCAGAUUACCUGCUUCCUCAGUCUCCCCCACCCUGCAGAAUGGAACUUCUCAGCUCAGUACUGCCUCAACAAUUGGAUCUACAAACAACAACGUGGUGCCACUAAAAGGCCGAAGAAGUCUGGAUUGGCAAGAUGGCAGGCCAGGCACGGACACAGGAAAACGAGAAGAGUCCCUAAACAAGUAUAACUCAGCCCUUACUGAGCUGCCUUCCACCAAGACCCAGGAUGGUUUCAACCUGCUGCUGCGUCGCCAUGGAGGCUCGAAGAGAAACUCUUUGCUCCGCUGGUGUCAGAGCCGAACACAAGGCUACAAGAAUAUUGAAAUCACCAACUUCAGCAGCAGCUGGGCCGAUGGUCUCGCCUUCUGCGCCGUCUACCACACCUACCUCCCCUCACACAUCCCUUACACCACUCUCACCCCAGAGAACAAGAAUGAGAAUCUCAGUCUGGCAUUCAAAACAGGAGAGACUGUAGGGAUUGCACAAACUCUGACAGUAGAGGAGAUGCUGAGAGCAGGCGGUCCUGAUUGGCAAAGGGUCCUGAGCUACGUGGAGAGCAUCUACCGUCACUUUGAGAUGUGACGGCUGGAGGUACUGACAGACAUUCCCAACAUAUUGGAUCCUCUUCAAAGGAAACAAUAUAAGUUGUGAUGGCUCACUGAGUCACCUUUGAUGUGUACCUGGAAACUGGAUAAACUUCUGUUUGAGACAUUCAAAGCUACAAUUUGCAACUUUUUGACAUAAAAAUACCUGAUAAAGACCCUAUGUAAAUUUCAAUUUGCUGCUGUGGAUUGAAGUUUUAUUUGCUUGGUUUUCUGUCAUACGCUUCAGAAAAUGCCCUCUGACCAAGUAGAGGCUAUGGAAACAGCUCAAAGUAUUAUGUUUUCAUCAUUUUAAAAGAGCUGUCUGGCACCAAACCCAGAAGCCACCAGGUAGAGUAAAAAGACUUGUUUCAGCAGUGGUUGAUUUUUACUGCUUUUGUUUGAUUACAGCAGUGGUAACUAUUGUAUAAAUACACAAGUAUUUAGUGAAAACAGUGAAAGUAGACUUAUCAGAAAAUGACCAACUGUGAAGAACUCAAACCUUUCAUUGCAAAAUGUUACAUAUCGUAGCUGAAGAAAAAAAGACUGUCAGUGACCACCAGAGAAAAAAAAAAGAAUAUCUAAAUUAUUUUGUAGCGUUCGUAGGAAGAUUUAUGUGCAGGUAGAGAUGCUGUAAAUGUCUCCACACUGGUACUUGACUGGCCGAAAGUACUGUAUCUCAUCACGCCCUUUAUCAAAUCAGAAAGCAGUUCACUUCAAUUGCACAUUGUUUUAUCUGCCACUGUGUUUUGUCUUUUAACCUUUUCUGUAAUAAUCUGCAAAUAUUCAAACUUUUCCUGGACCUUCUAGCACUCUGUAAAUAUGCACUUUUGUCAGCACCUUGUUGGUGUGCGAAUGUAAUAAUGUACAGUACAGAUGUUACACAACUGCUGGAGUCUUUGAACGGCUCGUUAGGCAUUCAGAAAAAAGGCUGCAGACCAGUCAGAUUUGUCAAGUUCAGAUUUUAAUUUGAAAAACCGCACACACACACAAAAAAAAUGCAGCAACUGUUUGGCAAUAAUCAAAAUCUAAAAAAGGUGCCUUCAUAAUAUCACAAGUGUGCCAGUGCUGUUUAGGUGCUCAGGGAUGUGCUUUACAGGUGUGGCAAUGAGCAAAAUCAAAUUCAAGCCUGCACAGGCUCACACAUCCGGUUGCAACAUCGUCUCACGUCACACCUGCAUCGUCACAGAUGCACACUCACAAUACCAAGGUGCUGAGAAACUGAAUGACUGUGGUUUAAACUUGUCCAAACAAAACCAGUUUGUUGCCAAAGUCUUACUGUAUGUGUCAAAUAUUGAAAAAGUAUUCCUUUUUUUUCUGUGGAAACAGACUAUUGUAAAAACAUGUUAAUAUGUAACUAG
This is a messenger RNA of Plectropomus leopardus (leopard coralgrouper), 3539 nucleotides long. RefSeq lists its product as uncharacterized. NCBI's taxonomy places the organism in Eukaryota, Metazoa, Chordata, Actinopteri, Perciformes, Serranidae. Gene Ontology annotation, molecular function: protein binding. The record is from RefSeq and is a predicted model, not a curated record.